Chlamydomonas reinhardtii is the source of this 1987-nucleotide messenger RNA. RefSeq lists its product as uncharacterized. Lineage: Eukaryota; Viridiplantae; Chlorophyta; Chlorophyceae; Chlamydomonadales; Chlamydomonadaceae. The transcript is spliced from 2 exons. Bases 496 to 711 code for a protein of 71 amino acids. The record is from RefSeq and is a predicted model, not a curated record.
GCAGUAGGUCGCAGUGAUCGCCCGUGGCGCGCAGCGUCCAACAGCAUCAGCAGCAGCAAUGUCCGCCAGCAGGCUCUGGCAGAGUCUCUCAUUUGGAUUCAUCAAUCCUAUCUUGCGUGAGGCUGCCGUUAGCACGGACUUGAGCGAAUCGGAUGCUGUACACAUUUUGCCAGCGACAGACUCCGCGCCGGUUCUUUGCGAGCGUUUUCAGCGCGCCUACUCGCUUGAGGUGAAUCCAUACAUGGCUUACAUGAAACGGACAAAUUUCAGCUAUGUUUCUUGUGGCCGCACUGCUCGCACUGCAGCAUUAAAAUUUGAAUCGCCACCCGCGCGCACGACCACUGCACGUUUCCACAUUAUGAUUUGCAGGGAUCAUCCGAAGGCUUUACCAGCAGAAGUCCACCGGGGGCGCCCCGGGCUCCCUGGAGUACUCCCUUCUUCCGGGCCCUGUGGGCUCUACAUGGCCGGGCUAUCCUCUGGCAACAGACGCUGUGCAUGGUGGAGGUGGCCCUCACGUUGAUUACGCCGGUGCUACUCCGCGAACUACUGCGUUGGCUCCAGGCAGCUGUUUCGCCACACGAUGGGAGCAGUGGAGCCGACAAUAUUGAACACGUGCCUAAGCCGCCUGAAUGGAAGGGCUGGGUCCUGGCGGUGGCGCUGGGCUUGUGCAGCAUGGCCAUGCCCAUGAUGCUGCAUCACCACAAAUGGUGAGGGCAUGUGCACGCGUGUGUAGGGGGUGGGGUGUGAGGGGCGGGAUCUGUAAUGAACAUGAGUCGUGAGACGCUACCGGUAACACGCAGCCCAUGACAAGCAGGGCCCACGGCGGGGCGGCCCUUUCUGAACGUGCACGCACGGAAUCAAGUUGAAGGAUGAUGCCUUAUUGGGGUCGCAGGCGCUGCGCUAGUACGGUUUGUACGGCGGGGUGGGCAGGGCGGGUAAUGCACUGGUUGUGCCUCACGCAAGCGUGUUGCGUUUUUUCAAGCACAUCAAUAAGCAUCUGCCACUAUCCCACACACGUGUUGCAUGGUGCAUGCAGGGUGGGCCUGCGCACGUCUUUGCGCAUGCGCCAGGAGGCUGUGGCAGCCAUCCACGCAAAAGUGAGUGAGCUGCUAGGUCGUCAUUACUAUGCAUACUGCAUGCCUACACAAUACCAUAGCAAGCGGUGGCGACAAAUAGGCUGGUAGGGGAAUUAGCUGCUACCGUUGCAUCCUCCAGUGCGCGAUUCCAGUGAGCGCGCCAGCACGCGAACACUGGAUUCCGACUCCUCGUGUGACCGAUGCCUACCUUUGAGAAAGCAAGCGGGCUAGACUGACGCCUUCCUGCUGAGCAUCCUAACGCCCGCUUCACUCGGCACACACCUUGACGCCUGCAUCCGCAGCUGUUGCAUCUCAGCAUGUCACCAGGCGCGGCGACAGUUGCAAGCGGCCAGCCUGCUGCCGCCGACAGCAGCUCUGAUCUCUCGGCGGGCUACAUCAGCACACUGAUAGGCGUGGACGUACGGCGCCUCGAUGACGUGGCUUACUACUGGCCUUACAUCUUUUCAGUGCCGUUUCAGCUUGCGGCAGUCCUCGUUAUGGUACGGUUAUUAGCUAGGUAGCACGCGUUUAGUUGUCUGGAGCUUUGAUUGGGGAGUGUUUGCAUCAUGAUAGAGGCCGCCGCCAUGGAGGGAGGCAAAGCAAGCUGCGAACUCGCGUUCCUCAUUUCUGUGUGUGCAGGUGGGCCUGGAGCUGGAUUUUGUGUCUGCGGUAGCGGGCUUGGCAAUAUGCUUGGCGCUUAUCCCAGUGCAAGUUGUGCUGGCCGACUACAUCAGCAACCUGAGGUGCGUUGUGGGGGGUGGGAGGUGGGGGUGGGGGUGGGUGGGUGGGGGGGAGAGAUCUGGAAGGCGCGGAGGUGGCCGUGGUGCGGGGCAAGGGUGCAGGGUCGGGUGAGGGGACGCGGCUGGUUUGCCCGCCCUUGACAGCUCCACCUGUCCGAAUCCGCCACGGGA